ACCACCACCAUCAUCCUCAUCAUCAUCACCAGUGCAGGUCAUGUGCUGCGUCGGGAGCGGGCGGUGGGUGUGUCCAAUCGCGUGUGGUUUCAUUCAUAACUCCAGUCUUUAUUCGGAGCUCAGAUUAAAGUAUGCAGCCGGGGCAGGCUGCCUGCGCGCCGCUUCACACGGACUCCACAGCCCGACUUGAGAGCAGACGACGCAGAGAUGAGGGACCGCGCUGAUCGGAGGGUUUGCGGAGAAGAGGCGAAGAUGCUGCUGCCGCCGCUGGAGCUGCCGCUGCCGCUGAGCGCCGCCGCCGGCUGCCGCGCGUCGCUGUAGUCAGUCCUGCACAAAGCGGGGGGGAACAGCUGCUUCAACAUAGACCGGUUCACUCACGCUGACCUGGACCAUGAGCAAUGAUUUGCCUCUUCUGACAAGUCUGACUGAGAACUCCACAGAGGUGCCUGUGUCAGCAGGCCAGGUGGAGAACUAUGUGCUGCUGCUGGUGCUGCUGAGUGUUUUUGCCGGGGGGACGCUGGUCCUGCUCUCCCUGCUGCUCCUCUUCUGUCACCACUGCUGCAUGGGCGGACGGCGCUACUCCAGAGCCAGCGAUGACCCUGAGAAGACAAACACCACUUAUGCUGAGGAUUCUCAGCCCACCCAAGAGAUCACCAUUCGUCUGGAUGAAUCAGAUGCUCUCUCAGCUUCCAGCUGCCAUGAGGGAGAGUCAGAGCGAUUCGUCUCCACUGGGUCGACUGGUCGCAGAGUCUCCUUCAAUGAGUCUGCUCUUUACGAACAGGAGAAGACGACACAGGAAAAAGGACGCAGGUACACUCUCACUGAGGGAGACUUCCACCACCUGAAAAAGGCCCGACUGACCCACCUUCACCUGCCGCCGGCCCCGUGUGACCUAAAGAUCCUCACCAUCAUGGAGUGUGACUCAGCGGACAGCAGCACGGUCAACAUCAGUGAGACCGCAGCUCAGAAACUGCCCCUCACCAUCUACCAGCCUGCUGAGAGAAGAGUCCCCGACUGGCUGAGACAGAGCCUGAGUGGAGGGCUGCCAGGAGACCCUCACCACUCCAUCGUCCUGGAGCAGGGGCUCAGGCAGACCUCAUCGGCCAUGAAACCACAGCACACACGGUCCCAGACAAUGGAGGCUAUCGGCGACAGGGUAGAGGCUGAGAGCGAAGGGAGUAUGAGAGGAGAGCUGAUUCAAGCUCAGGGCCAGACUUCAGUUCUACAUUUCUUCUCUAAACUGCGGCGCCACGCUAGUCUGGAGGGGGCGGGGCCUUUCUUCAGGAGAUGGAAGUUCGACAGCAGCCACCGCGCUGCCAGUCUGGAUGCCAAAGGUUCGCCCAAGAGAAGGCCCGUCCAGAGACAGAGAGCAGCCAGUGAAACCACCGAUCACACCGAAGAUGAGUCUAUAUCUCUCCAAGAUGAGGUCAUGGAAUCCUUUCCACACACUCCCGUCCAGACCAGCGAGCUCCAGUCCCUCUCUGCAGAGUCUCUGUCUCACCACACUACUACACCCCCCUCUUCAGUCUUCCUCAGCAGGCUAAACCUGGAGGCCAUGCUGGAGGUAGGUAGAGGCAGCAGCACCAGGAGAGAGGAAACCUGUUUGCAAGCAGACGACUGUCAUGCUAAGAGACAUGACGAGGCCACAACCAACGGGACAGGAGUGGAAACUGAAACAAAACUAGGUGCGGUUGUAAGAACAGAAGCCGUGGGAGUCAAGCUGGAAUCGAAGGAGUAUGACGACUUUUUUGGGGCUCAACAAGAAUCUGCCGACAGGUUUGAAGACAUGUUGAAGAAAACGAAUGGUGCAAAGACAGAGGGCGUGGCAGCAGAUGUGAGGAGAAAGAAUGAGGCGGACGUAGACGACGGAGAAGACGUGGUGUGGGGAGCUGAGGCCCGGCGAAGGGAUGACUCCGGGUCGUCUCUUUCCUUCAUGAUUCGCCAGGAGAGCUUGGAGGCCCCUCCCUCGCUGUACAGAGACAUUUGGAGCUUGCGGGCCUCCCUAGAGCAAUACGCCUCCUCGGACCAGAGCAGCACAGAUCGGGAGUCCAUCCGCAGUGAUGCCGAUAGCGUCUCAUCCUUUGGUGGUGCGGGAGCUCGCUCCGGCCUGGACAGCUACUUGUCCCAGGAUCUGGAUGAUGACCCUGACGGAGAAGGGGAGGGAGAGGUCAUGGAGGGAGGAAUCAGAGGAGCGUCAGGGGGCGACAGUGAGAUGGGAAGUGGAGCUGGAGGAGAGGGGGAGGCGGGUAACAGGAAGCUCCUUCAGAUGGACAGUGGCUACGCCUCUAUUGAAGCACCAUCCAGGGCCCCUGAGGAGAUGCGGCUUUUUGGGACUCCAGGAUCCCAGAGAGGAAAGACAGCAUCGGAGAGAAGGUUGUUCUUCACCAACUCUGGAAGAAAAGGUUCAGUGUGCGAGAGCAUCGAGUCCAAACUGUUUCAGGAGGAGCUGGAGGACGAGAUGGCCGAUGGCACAGAGAAACUAAAGGAGAGAGCUCACACCUGCAGCCAGUCUCUUACCCUUCAAGAACCAUAUCAACUUCUGAAAUCCCUUCAUCCUCAGAAACCUCCAGUGUCACAAUCACAGCUCAUAACUCCCCUGAUGAAGCAAAUCCCACCGCCCCCUAGUCCUCACAGACCUCGCCUCCGCCGCCGCGACUACAGCAUUGACGAGAAGACGGAUGCACUUUUCAAUGAGUUCCUGCGACACGACCCCCGGUUCGACCAGCAGGAAUCUCCGCCGCGUUCCAGGCACCGCUCCAGAGUUCACCUUCGGAAACAGUGGCAGAGACACAAGCAAUACAGCGACCCAGGGUCAUGCACCGGGGGUAGGUACUCCCCUUCUUUAGAGAGGCAGAGGUUUACUCCGCUGAGAAGGGGUGACAGCGCCGGAUACCCUCUGGACACCAGAUAUCACAGCACACUCUCACGCAUCGCAAGUGCUGCCGACGAAGAAGCCAGCGAGGUUGGAGAUUGCGAGGAGGCAGCCAUCGAGAGUGGGGAGAACAAAGAUCCAUCGAGUGAUGGAGUUGCAGCCAACAAAACAUCUGAAGGCACAGAUGCAAAAAGGAGCAGCUCUACUUGCGCAGGGUCGGCUGGAGAAGGCAACGGCUGCCAGGUCACCGCAAACAAGGACUCGGAAAGCACAGGCAGCCAGUCUUUGAGUACUGGGACUGCACAAACAAGCUACAUGGAUCCAAGAUGCGACAACAGGAACAACAACGGUAGUCAAGCUAUCCUGUUGGAGGUCUCCCUGCAGGAGGAAGGCAGUCUGUCUGACAAGCUGGCAGAAUCAGUGGAGGAGAGGCUCUACGGCGGCCUGCGCACUGCAGAGAAACUCAGCCAGGGAGGAUCGCAGCGCGUGCUGACCGUGUCCCGCACGUCCUCACCUGGCUUCAGUCCCAUAUAACCUGCCAACACCGCCAUCUUCCUCAUCAACUUUAUAUCAGAUCCAUUGUGUUGACCACAGACUGAAAACAAAGUGGACAGCAACUCAAACAUCAUGUGUUAGAUACUGGGUCAUUAUCAUUUUCCUUUACAUUGGGACGAUUCAUUAAAUUAAAUAUGGUCUGAAAACUGACGCAUUACCACACACACAGACAGACACACACAACUUUGUACUUCUAUCUUAUUGAGGACAUUCAUUGGCAUAAUGCAUUCCCUAACCCCUCCCCCUAACCCUGAUCCUAACCCCUACACUAACCUGAAGCUAAUUCUAACCCUAAGAAGAAGUCUUAACCUACUGGGUCAUAAAGUGAGGACUGGCCAAAUUGUCCUCACUUUCCCAAUAUCUAAAGGUCAAGCUCAAAAGUAGUCCUCACAAAGAUAUGUGUACAAGUAAACACACACAAACACACACAUAUACAGUAUAUAUACAUAUAUAUAUAUAUAUUUUAAGACAGAAGUACUUUCUCAAAGGCCAGUCUCUUCCAAUGAUUCCACUCAGACCUUAAUUUCCACUGUGACAUGUGAUGCCCCUUUUUAUUGGUAACCGCUCCUCAGAUCAAAUGCAUCCUUCAUUACAUAGAUUGGAAAAUAAAGACCCAUCUUUAGAAAAAGUUAAUAUUUUCAGACUUAACUGUGAAUUUCCAGCAUGCUACUGUAUGUCCAAACAAUGUGUAUGUGUAUACUGUACAGUUUGAACUUGAAAACAAAUAGCACUUUGAUGGGAAGAAAGAUAAUGAUUGCUUUUCUGUCACCCAUUUCUUUCAUUUUUAAACUAUAUCCUCCUCAAGUGUCCUUCUCGUCCCAGUCACCAUGCGGGUGUGCGUGUAAGAGCUCCUGUGUCGGCUAAUGGAAGAACAAUUCUGACCACGUGGAAACAGAAAAAGACUUUACUCUUAAUGGUUUUGUGUUUGCAGCCUUCUCCCUCACCAGGAUCAGCAGAUCUGGAGAUCACACGCUAUAUCAUAAAAGUAAAAACAGAUGGGAAACCCAGAUUAUAACGCCAACACAGCACUUGAGAAUACAUGUAUCGAGCAUUUUUGUCAUCAAAUCGAAUCUGUUUUGUCAUUAGUCAUCUGUCCCUGUUAUGCAUCCUGGAGUGUGGUGUCACUGCUGGGCCUCUGCUGAUGUGGGGGAGACUGACAGAUGAUACUUUAAGUGACUGAUACCGGAGCCUCUCAGGCUUUUUACACAGUUGGUCCAGUGACGCAGAAGCUGAGGUCGAAACGGAAACGCAGUGGCGUCGUCUGCUCCUGAAUCCCGGCAGAAUGGAAAAUACUUGCUCUGUAUUACUCAACAAAAUAUAAGUCUGGUGAUAUAUUUGUUUUGUCAUGGUCAGCGAAUCCCAUGAAAUGACACAAACCAACAAUGAACAGUCUAGUAUCACUUAUUAGAGGUUGAUUGUUGUUUCAAAUGAAUAAAUGAUUAAAUAAAUGAAAUGAGCCACAGUGCUUCACUUUCAUGAACAUCCACUGGAACAUGAAAUGUGUAUCAAUCCACAGCUGAAAAUAGUCCCCCCCCCCCAAAUGGACUACUUUGCUAAAAUGUCCAGUAUCCAUGUGUUUUAGGAAACGCUUGUGUCCUGUUUUUAAAUCUUCAGUAGGAAUCAAUAGGUUUAAGGCUAAGAACAAUGGACGGGGUAUACAAGUGAAUAGAUAUUGUUGGUUUUUGUCUUUUCAUAGAAAACAGGUUAUUUCAUUUUCAAAUAUGAAGUUGUACUCUUCACAUAUCAGGAUCAAAUCUGGAGUAGAGCAACAACGAAGAUUAUUAUUACUAUCGAUGCAUUUUUCUUGUUUUAAUCUUAAAUUGGUCAAAAAUGCCCAUCAUAAGAGCAGGGACUUUAUAUUUCUUUGACAAAAAAAAUGAACAAAUACAUUUCUGUAUAUAUUUGUUAAUGUUUUUGUUGUAAGCUCAGAUCCACAUCUCAUCUAGCUCAGGAUGGAGUUUCCUCACAGUGAAGAAACUCCAUCUUCGGAGCUGAGAUGUGGCUGUGAAUUUAGAGUAGACUAAUAUGGGUCAAAUCUGAUAAGAGAUUCAAGAUGGACAUUUUCAGGUAAAAUUUUAAGUGAUUCUUAUGUUUCACUUAUUUUGUUUUACCCAACGUCCUAAACUUUAAACUCUUUAGAGGAAAAGCAGAAAAUCCUCGCACCGAAAAACCCGCAACCAAAGAGUUUUCAAUUGACUUCAUCAAAAUUAGGAAAACUGCUGCAGAGAAUGAUUUUGUAAAUUAACUAAUAGUUUAAUUUAUUGUUUUGCGGCUGAUCUCUUCUGGAGAUGACUCAUAUUUUUGAAUCAUUUUUUAAGUGUCAUUACAUUUCAGAGACUGAACGUCUUCCUUUCCUCUGUCUCUUCCAGUGUGGAUGUGAAGUUUACAUUGAUGUUGAAUGAGGUGAAGAAUGUCACCUGGGAAACUGUGACAGCCGAUUGUUGCAGGUUUUUGUUUUCCUCCACAGCCUGGUUUAAGAUGCAGUUCAUGUAUUUGAUCAAACUCAUGUCUUUGUCUUAUUCAUGGUGCGCCAUCUGCUUUAUUAUAAAACAAGCCGUGCAGAAACAAAAUGUCUUGCAGCUUUGUUGACGGUGGGAGUGGGGGGGACGACUACCAUAUUAUGUUGACGUAAUGUGAUUCAUAGAACCUGUUGUAAUGUGCAGAACUUUAAAAAACACUUCCUAAGAA
Hippoglossus stenolepis (Pacific halibut) is the source of this 6115-nucleotide messenger RNA. Its product is annotated as voltage-dependent calcium channel beta subunit-associated regulatory protein. Gene Ontology annotation, cellular component: secretory granule; plasma membrane. Gene Ontology annotation, molecular function: transmembrane transporter binding. NCBI's taxonomy places the organism in Eukaryota, Metazoa, Chordata, Actinopteri, Pleuronectiformes, Pleuronectidae. The coding region runs from base 392 to 3406 and encodes 1004 amino acids. The record is from RefSeq and is a predicted model, not a curated record. The transcript is spliced from 11 exons. Gene Ontology annotation, biological process: negative regulation of voltage-gated calcium channel activity; negative regulation of calcium ion-dependent exocytosis.